This is a messenger RNA of Epinephelus moara (kelp grouper), 1837 nucleotides long. Its product is annotated as histone-arginine methyltransferase CARM1-like. The record is from RefSeq and is a predicted model, not a curated record. Lineage: Eukaryota; Metazoa; Chordata; Actinopteri; Perciformes; Serranidae. Gene Ontology annotation, biological process: peptidyl-arginine methylation. The coding region runs from base 25 to 1665 and encodes 546 amino acids. The transcript is spliced from 15 exons. Gene Ontology annotation, molecular function: protein-arginine N-methyltransferase activity.
AGCAGCUUUCUUUCACACUGAAGAAUGGGGGAGAAGAGCGAGGAGUCGUUGGCUUUCGCUGUCCGGGUCUUCACUCUGCGGGAGGAGGAGGUGAGCUCCGAGGAGGAUCACAUGGACACACAUGAGGAGGAGGCGAGCGGGGAGCAGCAGGUCAGUGUGUGCAGACAGAGAGCAGAUCAAGAGCUCACUCUGCUGCUCACCACAGGCCUGGAGGCUCAGCAGCUCACUGUGCGUGAUGCCAACAGAGCAUCAGUCUUCCACUUCACCGUGUCCAAGGAGAUGGACUGCUGCCAGGUCGGAGGACAGUCCUUCCUGGUCACAGUCGGAGAGCUGAGUCUUCUGUUGCAGUUCAAAACUCCAACUGACAUGAAGAGCUUCCAGCAGGUAUUAAAGACGGGGGGCGAUGAAGAGACAAGGAAAGGUUGCCCAGAAGGACAUGAGAGAGGAAACAAGGAUGCGGAGAAACAUUCGAGGAGACAUCCGACUGUGUUUGAAAAAUGGACGACACAGGGCUACGAGUUCCACAACUGUGUGUCCCAGCAGCAGAGUCUGCUUCAGGACUACCUGAGGACCGGUACCUACCACAGAGCCAUUCUACUCAAUGAGACCGACUUCAGAGACAAGGUGGUCCUGGAUGUGUGUUGUGGUUCUGGUAUUCUGUCUUUCUUCGCAGUCCAAGCUGGAGCCACCAGAGUGUAUGCUGUUGAGUCCAGCCCCAUGGCCAAGUUUACACAGAUCCUGGUCCAGAGUAACUGUCUGUCUGAGCAGAUCAGGGUCCUGGAAGGGGAGGUGGAGGAGGUCAGCUGUCCUGACAUGGUAGAUGUCAUCGUCUCUGAACCGAUGGGAUACAUGCUGCUCAGUGAAAGGCUCAUGGAGAGCUUCUUGCAUGCCCGAAAAUGGCUCAAACCCAAUGGUCUGAUGUUUCCCUCCUAUGGUGAUAUUCAUCUGGCUCCCUUCAGUGACGAGCAGCUCUACUUCGAACACUACACACGGGCCACUUUCUGGCAGCAGAAAAGCUUCUUUGGAGUUAACCUGAGUGCUCUUUACACAGCCGCAGUGGAUGAGUUCUUCAAGCAGCCUAUCGUGGACACAUUUGAUGUGCAGAUCCUGAUGGCCAGGUCUGUCAAGCACUGCAUCAACUUCAUGGAGGCUAAAGAAGAAGACUUACACAGAAUGGAGAUUCCCUUUGAGUUUACACUGCUGCAGUCUGGUCUGUGCCAUGGACUUGCCUUCUGGUUUGAUGUGGCCUAUUUGGGAUCCAAGUCAACAGUGUGGCUCUCCACAGCUCCCACAGAGCCUCUGACCCGCUGGCAUCAGGUCAGAUGUUUGCUUCAGACGCCGCUGUUCGCCAAGCUGGGACAAACUCUGUCAGGGACGGUCCUACUGGCCGCUAACAACAGGCAGAGCUAUGAUAUCCACAUCACCGCCACAGUCGACCAGUCAGGCUUUAGGUCCGGAAAUGUCCUGGACCUCAAGAACCCUUUCUUCAGCAUCUUGGUAGAGAGCUCUGGGCCGCUGGUACCCAGGAGAUUCAGAGAGGAUGGCCUGCCUCCUCCAGGAUGCAGAGUGAGGAGGUUAGAGGAACGCCAUAAGGAAUCUUCAGAUAUCACAUACACUCCCACACACCUCAAGUUUCUACUUUUUGUCAACAACCAUCACUGCUGAAUGUGAAGCCAAGGUUGAAUUUGCUGAGUUGACACCCAUUUAAUCUAAGCUUCGGAUUCUAUAUCAGUGUGCACUGUAUUCAUACACAGAAAUCUGUAUGAGGACAGUGGCAACUAAAAAUCAUUUCUAUACCAGCAGUAUUUUGUAUUCUGUAAUAAACUUUCCCCUCACA